AUGCCGAGAAGAGAGAUUGCAGGGAUCGCAGCGAGUCUGUUGGAAGGCCCAGAUCGCAGGAAUGGUAUGACAAGGGCAGUCUUGAUCAAGAACCUGCCAUCCUUCGACUCGAAGUCCCUCAACCCCGAUGAAGCCAUCGAUCGGGCGAACAGCUUCUUGAAUGUCACGAGAAGUAGGAGCUCUGCCAGCACAGAGGACAGAGCUGGUCCUCCGCCAAUGAGCGCCAUGGCGAGCAACAGAGAUUCGAAUCUUGAUGCUAGGAAGGUUGGCCAGCUUGAGAGCUUGCAGAGCCAGAGGAAGAGCAAGUUUGUGGCUCAGCAUACCAAGUCACCAUCCAUCCGGCCGUUGAUCCCUCCAGCGUUUGUGCCGGACCUGGAGCAGCAUGAGGAUAUGGAGAGGAGGAAGAACGUUUUCACGGAUCAAGUUGUUCAUGGGUCUCAAUCACGGCAGAGCUUCAGGGAGAGAAGAUCGGCGCAAUCUGGUUCAAGCUCAAGCAACGCGACGGAUGAGCUCCUGCCUCCUCUGCCUGAAGCUCAUUCGUACCAGGACAGGCCGACGGAGGUUGGAUCGAGAAGGACAGCGAGGGAGGAGGAGGAGAGGGAGCAAGAGACAGGACCAAGUGUGCAGGCCUUGCAUGAUGGGCGCGUGAAGAAGCGAUCGGUGGAGGAUGAAGCCUUCUUCUUGCAAAUGUUUGACAGCGAAGAGCUCAAGACGUUUGCAGAGCAUUAUCCGAUGCCAGGAAAGCAAGGAAUUCUAAAGAAUGUUGUCGAGCUUUCACAGAUACAGGGCGAAUGCGACGGAAGCCUUGUUGAAGAAGAGUAUCUCUCCAAGAACGUUGAUCACUUUGAUAAACUAGAUGUUCAUGUGCUGAAUGACAACAGGCAACCAAUCAACAACAUCAUUUCCCGUCGAGUGCUACGAGGCGUGUUGUCGAGGAAGGUUGCAGAAGCAAACGUCAUAGCUCAGAACUCUCUGAUCAGCAACAAUUUUCGCUUCCGAAACAACAAGAUGAUUGAUAAGAGAGACAGCAACCUGUCAGAGCAGGCAAGCAGAAGGCGGUCUAUCACCGUUGGGGUUGGACUUGAACUGAACAACAACAUCAACAACACUGACAACCAGCAAUUCGACAUGCCGGGAAGAGAGUCAAUCACCGUGUGCAAGGAGAAGAUUCUCGUUGAGAACGAAAGUCAGUCGGUUCUUGAAUGGCUGCAACUGACGGUCAGCAAACUCGCAGCUUUUGGUCUUCCUGGCCGGACGCCUCUGGCUCCAGAAACCUUCAACUGCAAAUUCUCCCGCGAUGAGGAUGGGAUGGGAGCGAACAAGCCAGAGAUUGGCAUGCUGAAGCGUCUGGUGCAGUUCAUGACGCCAGCUGAGGGGGAGGAGGGAGAGGAGGAUGAUGAGCUUCUGGAAGACAUGAGAGGGGAAGGCGAGCCUCCCGCCGAGCACGCGUGGGGGCUCAAGGUCGAGUCGGUACGUUGCCACGUCAGCUGGAGGGCGAGCGAGUGA
Molecule: messenger RNA, 1506 nt
Organism: Guillardia theta CCMP2712
Lineage: Eukaryota; Cryptophyceae; Pyrenomonadales; Geminigeraceae
Exons: 14
Coding region: 1-1506 (501 amino acids)
Source: RefSeq, a predicted model, not a curated record